Messenger RNA from Lingula anatina, 2910 nucleotides. RefSeq names its product PX domain-containing protein kinase-like protein. Gene Ontology annotation, molecular function: actin binding; protein kinase activity; ATP binding. NCBI's taxonomy places the organism in Eukaryota, Metazoa, Brachiopoda, Lingulata, Lingulida, Lingulidae. The record is from RefSeq and is a predicted model, not a curated record. Gene Ontology annotation, biological process: negative regulation of monoatomic ion transport; protein targeting to lysosome; protein phosphorylation. Gene Ontology annotation, cellular component: late endosome; early endosome; plasma membrane.
UUACGAGAUAACACGUGAGUUGCGACGCCCCCCUCAUCAAAAAUGGCACUGAUCACUGGGAAGACGACGUUAGACGACACCGUGCCGUUAAUAUGCUCAGUUGAGACCGCACAAAAUGUCGGAGAUCAUGUGUCCUAUGAGAUCAAGGUACAGAGAGGGAUAGCAGCAGAGAAGGUUUGGACAGUCAACAAGAGGUACAGCGACUUUGUAGCUCUGGACACGUGUCUUAAGACUGCCAAUAUUGACCUACCACUGCCACCAAAGAAAGUGUUUGGGAAUUUUGACAGAGAAUUUGUAGCAGACAGAAAGAAUGGAUUACAGACCUACCUAGAAGCCAUUCUGAGGAAUCUUCUCUUAGCAUCCAGUGCAUUUACUAAGAGGUUUCUGGAUGAAGAACAUUAUUCCAGGAAUUUUCAAGAGGAAGCACUGCAGCAUGUUUCUAUGUUCUUUAGAUCAGAGCCAAAAUAUGAAGUCAUAGAGCCUCUCCCUGACAUAGGCUGGAGGAUAAGGAAGCAGUAUUUUCUUGUGAAAUGUGCAGAUCAGCCCAAGCUGAAGCAAGUACUCUCAUGGUGUAAUUAUGGCCCUGACAAGUUUUUACAGGACAAAGACCUGACUGCAAUAUUCAAAUUAUUUUCCAAUUUUCAACAUCCAUAUAUCUAUCCAGUGGGGUUUGGCUAUGCCAAUGAGAGCGGAGGACUGACAAUUAGACAUUACAAUGAACAGGGCUCAUUUAGGGACAAUUUAUGUAGGGCAAAGCCAAAAGGCCACUGUCUCAAAAAGUAUGGAAAUCCAAAAACAAGAAUAUUUAUGCAGUUGCCAGAUGUGAAGUUAUUCGGAAGACAGAUUUUAGAAACCUUGAAAUUUUUACAUGAUAAAGGGGUGCCCUAUGGUCAUUUACACGCAGGAAACAUUCUACUGCAUGAUGGGAAGUGCAAACUUACAGAACUGGAGAAUUGCUUUCUGGGAUUGCCAGCAUAUUACAGACCAUAUUACACACAGUUUAAAAAAAUUAAUACCCUAGAAUCUAUAGAUGUGUAUAGUUUUGGUCAGUUAUUGUAUGAGCUGUCCACUGGGGUCCAGCUGGGCUCACCAACCUGUGAUGUGUUUCCUCCCUCACUGCCCCCUGAAGUCAGGUCAGUGUUGGAGAGCAUACUGACACAGGAGGCCUGUAAGAAUGGUUUACCAUCUGUGACAGAUCUGCUACAACACACGCUGUUCUGUGAUGUGCACCUCCCCAGUACAGAUAAACCAGCUGUGAAGAUUCCCAGUAAACUGAAAGAGGCAAUCAAACUAGCCAAAGAACAAAUGGAGAAGAGGUUGAAAGAAGAACAGAAGGCGAUCCACACAGUGAGGAGGAGGUCCAAAGCUCAACAAUUCCACAUGUCAGAGGAAGAGAAGAAAAAGAGGAGGAAAAAUAAAAAGAAAUCCCUGGCAGACUCAGAAGAGGGCAGUGGCAGCAGUAAGCGGGACAGUAAUCCUCCCACAAGUCCAGGUCCCAGUAGUACCAGCUCUACACCAGCCACCCCCACAGCCCCCGCAGCCCCCGCGGCUCCUGAUGAAUGUAAUGGUUAACGUUAAGACAGAUAGUGACUUCUCUCAAGAGGUUGGUUUUGUUCACCCUGAUAUCUGUAGUGUUCUUUACUAAUUACCAAGGUUCAGCAGUCUGGUUUGUUAACUCUUCACCAGACUGGUGGCUUGGACUAACAGAUCUCAGGGGGAAAUUACUAGUCUGAAUUAAAAUUUUUCCAAUUGACAUCCAAGGGUGAAAUCUGAAGAUGACGGGACAUUUUAUCUAAAAGAAGUGCUGCUAUUCUCUCAAACAGAUAAUCAUGGAUGGCACUUUUGUUCCUCUUUUUAGUAGUGACUUUGAAUAAUCUGAGGUUGUUUAUUUGCGACUGUUACUUUGGACAAGUGGUGAACAUCGCAGACAGGUGCUGGUCUGCAUGCAUGCAUGUUGGGGGUCCGGAAAUUCUAAAUUCUUGUUAACAUAUUUCUAUAUAUAACAACUCAGUUUUGAGAAGUGACAUAAAACCUAGAUCCAGUUUAGAUUCAGAGUCUACCUUUUCCAGCCGAAAGAGAGUUAUUUUCAAGACCCCCCCCCCUCCUGUGCCCUGUAUAUGGGCCUGGUGUAUUUUAAAUAAGCAUGUGGUGGCAAAUUAACACUAACCUUCUAACAUUAGGCACCAGUAAAGAUAUAAUGUGCUGGGAGCAGCUGUUUUAACUGUUUGUGAAUGACAACCAAUUUAACCCUUUCUCUGCCAGGAAAACUGAUGGUAUUAAGGGUUCAUAAGGGUUAAUCACUUUCACUUUCAUUUUCACUUCUCUUGUGGUUGUGGUAGCUGUACUUUUACAGGCUAUGAAGUGAAACUGUUUAUAUUUGGUAAUAGAUAUUAGGCAUAUUUUGCAGUUUACUCGGGUAUCAAGGAAGAUAUGAGUUUCAUGUACAAGCCUGUAGAAAGGUGUUGGUUGAUAGUACUCAUGGUUUACCCUCAGUUACUAGAAGUACACCCAUGAAACUUAUGUAUAAUAUAACCCUUGUAUGUAAAACUUACACUAACAGUAUUGAAGUACUGUAGGUUAUGAUGUAAGUAAUAAAUUAGUACAAUGUUUAUGAGAAAAGAAGAAAAUGUAUCUAUACUAUUAUUAUUGUAACAGUAGUCUUUGCUGAAGUUAAGAAUUAGGAAUCGACACUCUUUGACUCUCAGCUUUCUUAUGAGCUGCUUCAGAAAUUUUUAAUCUGAAACUUAUGUACUCAUUGCCUUAUAUUGUUAAAUUUCGAGUGUAUUAAUUGCAGUUUUAUUUUUAAUUCUUUUCUCCAAUAUAUGAUCAUAUGUUCUGUUUAUUUACUUUCAGCGCCACCACCACCACCUCCUCCCGUGGGGGGUGCACCCCCUCCCCCACCCUCCCCAG